Leptinotarsa decemlineata (Colorado potato beetle) is the source of this 7694-nucleotide messenger RNA. It is a transcript of the gene tou, whose product is annotated as bromodomain adjacent to zinc finger domain 2B toutatis. The record is from RefSeq and is a predicted model, not a curated record. Gene Ontology annotation, cellular component: chromatin. Gene Ontology annotation, molecular function: DNA binding; protein binding. NCBI's taxonomy places the organism in Eukaryota, Metazoa, Arthropoda, Insecta, Coleoptera, Chrysomelidae.
AACCUUACGGUGAAUCCCUUCGUUUCAAGGUAACAAACAUCAAGGGUGCAAUGUUUCAAAAUGGGCUGAACCCAUUAAUCCGACUAAAGAGGACGCCACUACAACAUUGAUAAAAGCAUCGUGGUCUGGAAAUGGACAAAGAAAAUGGGAAGGGCAACGAAGGUAACUCUAGCUCCAGCAAAAUCUCUAAUAAUCAAGACCCCGCCUCUUUACUCGAUGCCGCCAGUCUCUUUGGGGCUUAUUGGCCUCGAGGAGGAACCGAAGCAGCGGCCGCCGCCAACCUGUUUGCCGCCGCCGGCGGAUUCGGGAUGCCGUCUCAUCCGUCCAUGCCUUUCGGCAUGCUGCCACCGACGUCGGGCGGCGGCAGGGGCGGCGGAGCAGCCGCGAUUCCGCCCUCGUAUCCUGCAUCUACUAGCGCCGCCGCCGCUGCCUACAACAACGCCUACACCAACACUCUCUCGGUGGCGGCCAGUCAGGCGGCUAGUCUCGGCAUUCCGGCUGCAAGUGCGGCAUGGUGGUCGAUGGCUUCUCAUCUCGCCGCGCAAGACUACAUCGCCCGCUUGCAGGCGUCCGGCCUAAACUUCCCGGCUCUGGGAAACCCCUCCGACUUGCAAUACUCCGCUCUCGGUCUACCGCCUCUCGGCGGCCAUCAUAAGUCUUCGAAAGGCUCCUCCAAAGGCGGAUCUUCAGCCGCGUCUAUGUCCAGAUCGCAAAACCACUCGAAAUCGGCAUCAUCUUCGCACCACCUGCAGAGCAUGCAGGCCGCCGCCUCCAAGCUGGAUCAUUCGAUGAAAACUUCUUCUGCGUCACGAUCUUCGUCGCAGAUCAACCCCAGUAAAUAUUCUUCCUCCGUGCCCGGGCUGACUAUCCAGCCAGCUGUGAAGAUGCAGCAGGACAAGCAACACCACCACCACCACCACCACCAGCAGCAACAACAGCGGAAAACUUCUUCGUCUGGCGGCAACGACUCCAACUACAAGAGCGGUUCCAAAGGGAGCGGUUCCUCCGCCCAGUCAGUUUCUACGGCGGUUUCGAGUCCCGGGAUUAAGGAAUCUCAAGCUCCGAGUAUUUUCACCAGCCCUUUGAGUUUGGUCAGUAGCGCGUCUUCGGAAAAGGGGGACGCAGGAGGAGGAGGGAGUCAGGGUUUGGCAGGCAUGCCUGCCAGUAUUUUGAGCGCCGCCCUGGAAGGCAGCAGUGAUCCUAAUUCAAUUUUGGGUGGUGUUAGGUUACCGCCCGAUACUGAAAUCAUCAAGUACACCUCUUCGAUCGUCGGACCGAAGAUACCCGGUACCACGAACAGGGGAAGGAAGAAGACCAUCUCACUCGAUCCACCCUCAGUCAGCUUGCAUCCGUCUCACUCCAGCACAGGCCUACUCAUCGAGCGGGCGAUCAAGAGAUCCAAGUUGGCCGAACAAGAACUGUCUCCUCCAUCGACGCCGUCGAAUGACAGGGUGGAGGUGAUCAAGUUGCCCGCUACGAAUGGAAGCCCUUCUGGAAUUUCGUCCAGUUACAACAGUUCAGAAUCGGCUGGCGAAGCCCCUCUGAAUUUGUCUCUGAAGCCCAGCACGACUUCGAACACGGCCAGUUCGUCUCUGACAUCGCUCAGCAACAUGUCUGCCAAUAUCGGCGCGGAACGCAUCUCUCGUCGAAAACCCGGUCCCAAACCGAGACGCGUCGUGCCGCCCGGCUCCGCCCAACUACCGCCUAGCGCUCCGAGCGCCUCUCUCGUUCAACUGUUCGCACAGGCGGAUUCCCCGAGGCCGCCGAGCCGAAACGAGGGCUCGGACGGCGGCAGUUCGACAUCCUCUACUUGCGCCAGCUCAUCUGCAGCAGUUUCGGCGGGCGGCGGGACGACGAUAUCGCCCAUCUCGGGGGGCGGCCAGAAGGAGGGCAGACCGAGGAAUUUGGGGCGAGGUGUCAGCAAGCCGAAGAAGAACACGGUGGCAUCGUUGCUGGCCCAGAGCAGGGCUCUAGGUAUCAAACCAGUUCCGAUUUUGGAUCCGAACGCGUCGAUGAACCAACAAAUGAACAUGCUGAAAUCGAACAUCCUGGCCGCUCAGCAGUACCUCUCCGAAGCCGGAGGGGUCAGUGACGAGAAAGCUCUAAAUAAAUAUUUACAGGAAAAAUUCAAGGGUACACUUAGCGAUUCUAGUACGGUAGACGCUACUUCGGAUUCUGAUAACUUUACUGAUUCUAAUCAUACUGAUUCAGAGAUGGAGAUGGAGGUGGCCGCCAAGAAACAAAAGCAGUACGACGAGAGGCUGUUAAGGGUGCCCCUGGAGAAAGGUUGGAAAAGAGAGACAAUAAUUCGUGGUUUGACGAAAAACGGCGGUUUGAAAGGCGAUGUGACUUACGUGGCUCCGGACUCUGCUAACAAAUUCAAACAAAUGUCCGACGUCACUCAGUACUUGGAGUAUCAGAAAAAUACGGAACUGUCGAGGGAUAAUUUCACGUUUAGCUGCAGGAUAAUCUUGGGCGACUACUUACAGCCAGUACCGGCAGAAAUUCAGACCGACGACACGGAGUUUCUUCAUCUAACCGAAGAAGACGUUAAUCGACGGUUGGAGGAAGUAAAGUCCUCAAUGAGAACGAACAUACCGGUGGAGCAACGGAUAGAGAUGGCUCGGAAACAGCAGGCCGCUAGAGCCGCUGCGAGGAUAGAUCGAGAGCAGGCGAGGAUAACGAAGGAGAUUGAACGGUCGGAGAGGCAGGAACAGGCGAAGAGGGAACGCGAGGCAAGGUCUCAGCAGAUGCUGGAGGCUAAAAGGAAGCGGCAGGAAGAAAUAGAAAGGCACAAGCAGGAAGAGCAUCAUCGAAAACAGCAGGAGAGAGAGCUGAAAAGACAACAAGCCGCCAUGUUGAAAGAACAAAUGUACAUACAGGAGAUCAGUAAACAACGAGAGAUGCUUUACACCGUCGAGCUGGAGCGCGAGCGCAGACGGCAGCACAUGGCGCUGGUGAAGUCCCUAGAGAGCAGACGCAAGCUUGAGGAGCGCGAGCGCAAAAAGCAGCAGCUGCUCGCCGAGAAACAGGCGAACAAAGAAAAGAAACUCGAGCAACGGCGCGUGGAAAUGGAGAUACUCGCCGAGAUCAGGAAACCGUGCGAAGACCUGGAGCUCGACCCGACCCCGUUGCCCGAGUACGAGCGAAUACCAGGCUUGAAACUCUCCGGCAAGGCCUUUUCCGACGUGAUAAUGGUGUUUGAGUUCUUGCACAACUUCGGCGAGACCCUGGGGUUCGAUAUGGAGUCGCUGCCGACGCUGGGGUCCUUACAGCACGCGUUGAUGCCUAACGAACACUCGGCCGAGUCGGAAGACGAACUGUUUUCUGUCAUGACACAUCUGCUCGUCUGCGCGAUCGAAGACCCGGGCAUUCCGAACCCGGCGCGGUAUACCACCAUGCUCGGCCAGAGCCUACGCCAAGCUGACAUCACGCCGACCAAUAUAUCCGAGAUUCUGCGCAUUUACUUCUACGCGAAUGCAACGGCCGAGGUGAAGGCGCUCACCGGCAUCCACUUUGAACGGGACCGCGAGAAGCGCAUCGCCGAUCAUCAUCAGACACCCGAGGAGAUGGCCAUCACGCAGUCGGGCAAGAAUGCGCAGUACUACGACGUGCUUCACUCAACUGCAACGUACAAGCUAUCCGACUUACUGAAGCAUAAGCCGUUCAUGGCUCUGUCGCCGACGAGCAAAGCGGAGAUACUCGCAUACUUGUGCAACGAACUGCUGCAGAACAAGGCCGUCAUCAGACAGAUCGAGAGUUCUCUGGAGUGCGUAGCGCAGCAGAAAAAGGAGAAGUGGCUGCUGGAUAUGAAGAUACGGAAGUUGAAGAUGUUGCACAAUAGGAAAGUGAGGACCGAGGCGAUGGAGAAAGCCCAGAUCAAAAUUGACGGCGAAGAUUCGACUACGGAUUCUCCUUCGUUACAUAAGGACGAUCUUCUGGACGAGGAGGAGAACGAGAUGAGCGAGAACGAAAGUGUGGGUACACAACCUGAAGAGGAGGAAGACAACAAACUAACUGGCGAAGAGCUCGGCAAGAAGCUGGAAAAACUCGUAAAAACCUCAGAAACGCACCUCCAGACCCUUAACACUGCCUCGCUACAACUGCGCGCCAUCUGUUUCGGCCAGGACAGGUUCUUCCGUAGGUACUGGUCCUUACCUAAAGCGGGAGGAGUCUUCGUCGAGGGCAUGGAGAGCGCCGAUCCCGAAGAGACCGAAGAGCAGCGACGUCUCGACAAUUUCGAACUCUCGAAGAACGGCAUCCGCUGCCUGAACGACAUCGACAGCAUCAGAGAGAGGAUCGAGGAGAUCAACGACACCAACGUCGACAAGGAGGUCAGCAGUAUCGUCUGCAAGAGCGAGACAGAAAGCGAAAGCGAACACAGGAAAACUCCCAACAGAUUAGGAGGCGUGGUGUUUGAGAACGGCGAGGUACUAGACCGGAACGAGCAGAAUCUCGCGGAACUGAAGCGGAGCGUCGACGAUAUCGUCCAAAAUCUCGAGAGGAAUCUGGAGAAGGAGAAGAAGUUGAAAGAAUCUCAGGAGGCCGGCUUGUCUAAUCACGUCACGGUCAAGAAGGAGGAGGAUAAAGAGCCGUUCGGCAGCAGGAAGUUUAAUCUGUUUGAAAGGCUCGGGCAGUGCAUGGAGCGCGAGAAUAAGUCUGAGGAAGAUUUGAAGGCCGAAGUUAAGGCCGAGGUGAAGGAGGAACUCAAGAACGAAAUACUCAACGAACUCAAGUCCGAGAUAAAAGCCGAACUAAAACCGGAACCGAAGUCGGAGGCGGAAGACGAAUGCGAGCACAAGUGGUUCAGCAUACUGAACAGCGACGGAGCCUCGUGCGACGGUAUCCACCUAACGGCGGGCAACAAAUGGGAGAACGGUGGCGUCGGCGCGUGUAUGCGCGACAUAACCGAGCUGAAGAUUCCCGUAUUCCCACCGCCCGGCGCGAAUCCGUCCGCCCUGGGCGGUGCCCUAGGGACGGGGUAUCAUCAUCACCACGGUACGUGCGACAGUCCCGCGCCACUGCAGAUGACUGCGGAGGAGAGCGCGCAGCUCGAGCACAUCAAGAAGCACGGCAUGCCGAGACCGAGCGAGAAAAAAGCCGUACCGGCGGAUAAGAGGUACGGAUGGUGGAGGAUCUCGGACACGAACCAGCUGCGAGAGGUGCUCGACAAUCUGCAAAUGAGAGGCGUGAGGGAGCGCGAACUGAAACGCAGCCUCGUCAGCGUAAUGCAAACGGUAUACGAGAGGAAAGGCAGGUUGUUCAUUGAAGAGGGCGCCAGCGAGCUGACGAACUUGAAGAACGAGCAGACUGACGAGGUUACAUACGUCGACGGCCACGCUCCCACUCCGGACGAGCCCGGCGCGUGGAGUGUGACGCUCGCACGGAAAGUCGACAUGUUUUUGCUCGAGCAGGUGGAGGCUCUGGAAGAUAAAGUGGCCAGUGCCAGUAUGCAGGUGAAGGGUUGGAAAAUCCCCGGCAGAGACUUGGGCGAGAUUCCUUAUCGGCAAAUUGUACAUAUAGUCAAGAAUAGAUUGGCGUCGCUUGAACUGAACAUCGAGAGGAGGUAUUUGAAGCCACCGUUGGGCGUCAAUACCGGUGACCCCAACCUAGCCGCCAUGUCUCAUGACGGAGCGUCGGGAAGCCUCGGUGGCGGCAGCACUUCGACGCCGAGCUUGGGCGGCUCGACGCCCGGUCAGGCGUCCGCCUGCGGCUCGGAAGACAUCCCGAAAGGAUUGAGUGUGUGGCGCGAGGCCAUCAACAGGUGUGCGACGUCCGCCCAGGUUGCGAUGUGCCUCUACUCGCUCGAGGCGUCCAUCGCCUGGGACAAGAGCAUCAUGAAAGCUGUGAGCUCUCCAAAUGUCUUUAAUGCCCGCAAAUAUAACAGCAAUCUGAGUAACUGCCAGUUCUGCCACAGUGGAGACAACGAAGACAAGCUGCUGCUUUGCGACGGCUGCGAUAAGGGUUACCACACGUACUGCUUCAAGCCGAAAAUGGACAAUAUUCCGGACGGCGAUUGGUACUGCCACGAGUGCGUGAACAAGGCGUCUGGCGAGAGGAACUGUAUCGUAUGUGGCCGCAAGGUGUCCCAGACCGGCACGAAGCUGGUCUUCUGCGAGCUGUGCCCGCGCGCCUACCACACCGACUGCAUGCAGCCGCAGUUGCAGAAGGCGCCACGGGGCAAGUGGUACUGCUCUAACUGCAUCGCGAAGAAGCCUCACAAGAAGGCGUCGCGCAAAAACAACAAAGCUCCGACGACGACGCCCACGACUACAACUAGGGACAGCGAGUCGUCAGACCUUCCGCCUUCUAGUCCGACCCCCUCGCAUAGUUCCGCGACCACCAACGAAGACCUGCCGACGGCGUGCGGCCGCCCUAGCGACGUUUCGAACUCCAACGUCGGUCCUCAGUCGUCGAUGAGCGAGGCGGAAAAGGUCGCCGAAGCCGCCAGGGCGCAGGCGUACUUGGCGAGGAUCAACGAGGCGAGACUCGAGCAGGCCAAGAAGCAGAAUAAGAAGGAGCUGGAACAGUGCAAGCCGCUGCUGGAGGAUCUCGAGUGCCACGACGACGCGUGGCCAUUCCUGCUCCCCGUCAACACGAGGCAGUUCCCCACGUACAAGAAGAUCAUCAAGGAGCCCGUUGAUUUGUCGACGAUUAAGAACAGGUUGCUCCAUCACGUGUACACUACGAAGGAGAACUUUAGCGCCGACGUCCGCCAGAUGUUCGACAAUUGCGAGACGUUCAACGAAGACGACAGUCCCGUCGGCAAGGCCGGGCACAGCUUGCGCGAGUUUUUCGAGGCGCGCUGGAAAGAACUCUGGCCCCCUUCGCCAACCAGCUGAGGAUCGUCCGCAGUCGCCGGGAACCCCUGAAACCGAAAAAUUGUGCCGCCGAACGAAGACUUUCUGUAGAAAGCGCGUCGCGUACUCUUUUCACAAACGUUUUUUUUUUCAGUGUGUGAUACAAAAGGACAUUGAGACGUGCGCCGUAGGCUUUUGUCGAUGGUGUCUGUCGAAUGACCCGAUGAGAUCGGGGUUAGUUAACUUUUUUUCUAUUUUGUUUUCGUUUUGUUUGAGCAAGUCGUCGCGUGAAUUGAACGUUGUAUUUUUGAUAAAUUUCACGUUAUUGAUAUAUUUUAUUUAUUUAGGAUAGACGAGCCCUUUGCCCAGGCAACUUUUUAUACUUUCUAUUUAUUUUGCGGAUGUGAUUUGCGGUCUCUUGUCAUUCCAUCUCGGUAGAUCUGCCGUCAUGAAAGUACGAUUUUGAUUACACUGCUGAUUUUUCCAUAAUUAUCGUGGCAUUAAGACAGUUUUGAUUAUUUUACUACUUUUGGAUAUUUCUACAGAAGUCUGGAGAAUCUGCAGUGUAAUAUGAAGUAUUCGUGGCUCCCUCUCUAGGUAAAUAUACUCGACUUGACGGCAUUUAAAAUCACGCCCUAGCUGAUCGUGUUUUUCUAGCGAAUCUGUAUAAAUUGUAAAAAUGACAUUUUCAUCGCUCAACUCUUAGGCUACGAGAGAUAUUACUGUUUCAUUAUCCAUUUAAGAUGAACAAAGUUCUGACAAACAAAAUCUGUAUCGAAAUAACUGAAUGUGUUUGGUAGGCUAGUUCUUUUGCAAAUAUUGUUGCAGUGCAUAGAACUAGGUUAUGUAUUUGAGUGUAAGAUAUUUAUAAUUAUAUUUGCUUAUAAAUGUAAA